AUGUCUUCCACCUACGAUGUGGUGGUCGUGGGCGCCGGGCUGUCGGGCCUUCAAGCAGCAUUGACCCUCGACGCCGCUGGUCUUCGGUAUAUCGUCCUCGAGGCUCGCGAUCGCGUAGGAGGCAAGACCUUCACGCUGCGCUCGCCGGAGACCGGAGCAGUCCAGUGUGAUCUAGGCGCGGCGUGGAUCAACGACAGCAACCAGAGCCGGAUGUGGGCGCUGGCCAACGAGCUAGGACUGGAGACGUACGUACAGAACACGGCCGGGAAUGUCGUGGUGCAAGAUUUCGACGGGAAGCUGGUCAAAUUCCCGUAUGGCCAAGCCCCCGAGUAUCCUUCGGCAAAAGACACAAGAUCGUGCAUCAGCAUCCGCGAUGAAGUCGAAAGACUCUCAUUGACACAGUCGCCCUCCAUCUUGUCGGCCGGGCCAUACCGCCAACACCUAGACAGCAUGUCGUUCGAGACGUAUCUGCGGAAUGCAAAGGUGACGGAAAAGGCGUUCGCGACCGCUCAGGUCUGGACGCACGCCAUGCUCGGCGUGGAUCCGUCUGAAAUGUCUGCGCUGUAUUUCCUCGAAUAUUGCGCCGCGGGAGGGGGAUUGAUGACGAUGCGGUCCGACCAAAAGGGCGGCGGACAGUAUCUUCGCAUCCGCCAGGGCAUGUCGGCGUUCGCGGAGGGAAUGGCCGGCAAGCUGCGUCCUGGGUCGGUCGAGCUGAGUAGUCCCGUGGCAAGCAUUACUCAAAAGCCCAAUGGCACGGUGUCUGUGACCACCAAGGGUCCUUUGUCGCAAACAUAUCAAGCUCGCAAAGUCAUCGUUUCCGUUCCCACGCCAGUCUACAAGACCAUCACAUUCAGUCCUCCUCUGCCGCCCUCCAAGACCGCGGUAGUCAACCGCACCCGCUAUGGCUUCUACACCAAAUACAUGGUGACCUUCAGCAAGCCGUUCUGGACGGAGAGGAAACUGUGCGGCCUGGCCCAGUCUUUCAUCGGUCCCGUUUCGGUGUUCCGGGAUACCAGCCUUGGUGACCAGAGUUACUGUCUGACUUGCUUUCUGGGUGGACAGUUCGGCCGGAAAUGGGCGGCCCAGGAUGCCGAGGGCAAGAAGUCAUCCGUCUUGAAACAGAUCAGUGAUGUCUUGGCCGAUGGUCAAGAUGUGACGCCGUGGUUCAUCGAGGUGCACGAAUCGCCCUGGAUGGAGGAAGAAUACUCUGGCUGGGGGUGUCCUUGUCCGGUCAUGCCGCCAGGAGUGUUGGCCGAUGGCUGGGGAGCGUUGUGUGCACCAGCAGACAACCUUCAUUUCGUCGGGACCGAGUUGAGUCCGGUGUGGAGAGGAUAUAUGGAGGGCGCCGUCACGAGCGGCGAGAAGGGGGCUACGGACGUGAUUGCAGAGUUGAGCAGGGAUGAGGUGAAGGCAAAACUAUGA
Molecule: messenger RNA, 1422 nt
Organism: Capronia coronata CBS 617.96
Lineage: Eukaryota; Fungi; Ascomycota; Eurotiomycetes; Chaetothyriales; Herpotrichiellaceae
Exons: 2
Coding region: 1-1422 (473 amino acids)
Molecular function (GO): oxidoreductase activity
Source: RefSeq, a predicted model, not a curated record